CGUCCAAUCCCACCAACCACGUACAGCUCGCUCAUUCAAUAACGAUAUCCGUGCGAACUUCAACGAGAUGACGAGUCAACAAGGAUUGAACAAUCUUGCCACGAUCAUCAAGCGGCUGGAAGCUGCUACUGCUCGGCUCGAAGAUGUAGCUCAUCACAGUUCCACCUCGCAAACCCCUUCUCACAAUACCGCCUCUUCAGCCUCUACCGGAGUAGCUGCCAUGCCCAGCCAGAGCUCGAACAACAACGCUUCGGCUCCCCCGGAGGUCGCUGAAUCUCCCGCUCAGAAGGCUUACCAGUCCGAUAUCAUCGACGGAGCCUUGCAAGACUACGUUACAAAGAGCAAGGAGAUCGGAGGUCCUGUUGCCGAGCAUGCCAGCUUGAUCGCUUCAUUGUGCACCUCACAAUUGGCUCAUGUCGCCACAGCUUCGUCUUGUACCAAGCCCAAGUCGCAAGAAGUCACUAUCAAGCUGUUGUCUCCCAUCCAAGACGCCUUGAAGGAGGUCACCGAUUUCAAGGACAAGGCUUCGCGGGGCAAAGAGGGCAGGCAAUGGGCGAACCACCUCAGUACCGUCGGAGAGGGAGCCAGUGCUUGGGGUUGGGUGGCUGUGGAACCAACACCUGCUCCUUUCGUCGGCGAGAUGAAGGACUCUGCUCAAUUCUGGGCCAACCGUGUCAUCAAGGAGUUCAAGGAGACCGACAAGAAGCACGUCGUCUGGGCCAACUCGUUUAUCGCCCUUAUCGACUCGCUGCAAAAGUACGUCAAGCAGUACCAUACCACUGGGUUGACUUGGAACCCCAAGGGCCAGGAUCCCUCGACUUUCCAGAGCAGCAACACGGCCGACUCGAACGCCGGCGCUCCUCCUCCUCCUCCCCCCGGCCCCCCUCCUCCUCCUUUCGACUCUAGCAAGGAAAGCGCACCAGCUUCAGCUCCGGCCGGUCCCGGUGCCUUCUUGUCGCAGAUCAACCAGGGCGCCGGCGUCACGAGCAAGCUGAAGAAGGUCGACCCCAGCCAGCAGACCCACAAGAACCCCGAGUUGCGAGCCGGUAGUGUCGUGUCGGAGAAGGCUGCGCCUGCGCCUCCCACCAAACCCAAACCUUCUACGUUGACUCAGAAACGUCCUGCCGAGACCAGGCUCGACGGUACCAAGUGGAUCGUCGAAUACCACGAGAACGCCAAGCACGUCUUGAUCGAAGACACCGAGAUCAAUCACACCGUCCACCUGUUUGGCUGCAAGAACAGCGUCAUCGAGAUCAAGGGCAAGGUCAACGCGAUCAGUGCCGUCAACUGCUCCAAGACGUCGAUCCUGCUAGGAUCCGUUGUUUCCGGGUUGAGCAUCACUUCCUCGCCCUCGUUUACGAUCCAGAUCUUGGGACAAGUCCCGACCAUCCAGAUCGAUAACACCGACUCGGGUCAAGUCUACCUGUCCAAGGAGUGUGUCGACACGGUCGAGAUUAUUACGAGCAAGACCAGCGCGAUCAACAUUAGCUUGCCCGGUGUCGAAGAAGGUGAUUACGAGGAAAAGCCGAUUCCAGAGCAGAUGAAGUCGGUCAUCCAGGGGGGCAAGGUCGUCACCACUAUCGUCGAGCAUAGCGGUUAGACAAUACACUGUGCUUUCCUUUGACUACUUGUACAACCAACAUCUCGAAUCACGAUGAAUACCAUUUGCGAAG
Molecule: messenger RNA, 1673 nt
Organism: Filobasidium floriforme
Lineage: Eukaryota; Fungi; Basidiomycota; Tremellomycetes; Filobasidiales; Filobasidiaceae
Product: adenylyl cyclase-associated protein
Exons: 11
Coding region: 68-1600 (510 amino acids)
Biological process (GO): cytoskeleton organization; regulation of adenylate cyclase activity
Cellular component (GO): cytoplasm
Molecular function (GO): actin binding; adenylate cyclase binding
Source: RefSeq, a predicted model, not a curated record